Sodiomyces alkalinus F11 is the source of this 421-nucleotide messenger RNA. RefSeq lists its product as hypothetical. The coding region runs from base 50 to 283 and encodes 77 amino acids. Lineage: Eukaryota; Fungi; Ascomycota; Sordariomycetes; Glomerellales; Plectosphaerellaceae. The transcript has a single exon. The record is from RefSeq and is a predicted model, not a curated record.
GGUAUUCGGCGGCUUUGGGACUGCGAUUCUCAGAUUCUACUUUGCACCUAUGGAUCGAACGUUGCCCUCUUUUUCUUUAAUUUCUCUUCUUCUUCCCAUUAUCCAUAGUCCAGUCGUGCGGAUCCGGACUUUACUCCGUUCUUCUCCCUCGAUUCUCCUCCAAAGACCGUCUCUCCCAAUCAUAUUCUACAUCACGAAGCAUCCAGACAUGGGAAACGACUGUUCACGUGAGCAAAGUUCGUCUAUUCUCUUCUUCUUCGCCAAACCCGACACCCCUGGUUAGUGGGCGUCGUGGUCAAACUCAAUAGCAACGACCCUCGUCUUAGAGGAGAGGUGAGCUGGGCCCCCUUUUCCUUUUCCUUUUCUUUUCCAUUGUUUUUUCCUCUCUCCCUUUCUUCCCCUAUUUUUUUUCUUUUUUUUU